AGUGUUGAGAUGUGCCAGUAGUAUUGUGGUGUCUCUUUAAAGGAAGGGGGAGUGUAGAAGAGGGACAGAGCAAAGAGAUGAAUAGAAGGCACCAGAACCACCUACCAUGACCAAGUGCGCUGUAAAUGUAGGACAGAAAUUCGAGUGGAAUACAAACGGAUCGUCGGGCGACAUAUUCGAGGGAAAACCAUGUUUGGAUGUGCCUUAUCUGAUUCAAAGCAUUUCAAAUAUGGCACUACAUGCGACCACAGGAACGCAGGGAAACUAUAUUUCCUCCCAAACAUCUCUGGCAUUGUGAAACGGAAAAGAAGAGUGGCUGUAAAAGACAUCUCUGUGCCGUCUUUCUCCGAUUAUCAUCAAUGGUAGGCAUUGCAUAAUUCACCCGUAUCCACCGGAGCCAUUCGGUUCCUCCUCUUUGGAAAGAGGGGGACGCCAGAAAAAAAAAAGAAAAAAAAAGAGCGACUUCAUCUAGUGGCUGCCUUCUCGGUGCUGCCUGCAAUUGUUUGGCAAUGCCCUUUUCUCUCUUAGCAAGGACUUGCAGCCAGUAGCGGGGGAACAAGCAGGGGAAGGAUGCAUUUAAGGCUGGAUUUGUGCUGCAUUCAGGGCGAUUCGGCAGUAAUAGCGGCUCUAGCAGAAACAGCGAGUGCGGAGGGCCUGGGAAGUACCCAGCCCCACUAUCUCCCCCUUUUCCUCCCUCCCUGCAGGACCAUGCUUGCGUGAGGGAUGAGGCUGUGCACAGGGACACCAGGCCAGAGCUGCGGCCUACUUCUCGCAAGAGCCGGUCUCUCGACUGCAAGAUCUGUGAACACAUUGCCACCAUCAAAUCAGCAUCUUUGGGCAUCAGGUAGAUCGAGGAGCAUGAGCAGGACUUUGAGCUGCGGGUGCAGAUGUCUGGGUAUAAGCGCAUGCGGCGACAGCACCAGAAGCAGCUGAUCGCCCUGGAGAACAGGCUAAAGGCCGAGAUGGAUGAGCAUAGGCUCCGGCUGCAGAAGGAAUUGGAGACACAAGCGAACAACACUUACAUUGAGCUGGAAAGACUGGCCAAACGCCAUGUUGCUCAAACAGACAAAGAGAUGAAGUCAGUUGCAGCAGAAGAGAGGAGGAUCCAGCAGCAGAUUGUUGCUCAGCAAAAGAAAGAGCUGACUUCUUUCUUAGAAAACCAGAAAAAGGAAUACAGGCUUUGCAAAGACAAGAUCAAGGAAGAGAUGGACAAUGACCCUUGUAUACCCAAGGAGGAAAAGCAGGAGCGUCUGUCGAGGCACAAAGAAACAAUGCAGCGCUCUCAGGCUGAGGAGGAAGCUCACCUGCUGGCCCAGCAGAGGCUGGUGUACGAUCGCAGCUGCAGGGCUCUGAAACGCCGGAGUCUGCUCAGGAAACAUGAGUUUGAACAAGAGCAACUGAGAGAGGAGCUGAACAAGAAGAGGACCCAGAAGGAGAUGGAACAUGCCCUGAUGAUCCGGCAGGAUGAGUCCACCCAGGACCUGGAGCGCAGGCAGCUGCAGAUGCUCCAGAAGCUGCGCAUCGAACUCAUGCGGCUGCAGCACCAGACAGAGCUUGAAAACCAGGAGGAGUACAAUAACCGUCGGCAAAGGGAACUGCACAGAAAACACACUCUGGAGCAACGACAGCAGCCCAGAAACCUCAAGACACUGGAGAUGCAGAUCAAAAAACAGUUUCAGGACACAUGUAAGGUGCAGAAUAAGCAGUACAAGGCUCUUAGGAACCAUCAGCUAGAGGUGUCUCCCAAAGGUGACCAUAAAACCAUCCUGAAGGCCCUGAAAGAGGAGCAGACACGCAAGUUGGCCAUACUGGCUGAGCAGUACGAGAAGAGCAUCAACGAGAUGAUGGCUUCACAAGCGAUGCGAUUAGAAGCGGAGCAGGAAACGGAGUGCCAAGCUCUGAAGCAGCAGCUGAAGCAAGAGAUGGAACUCCUGGACGCUUACCAGAAAAAAACCAAGUCACAGAUGGAGACCCAACAUGAGCGCGAGCAGCAGAAACUUGAGCAGAAGGUCUCCAUACGGAGAGCGCACCUUGAACAGAAGAUUGAGGAGGAACUGGCUGCACUGCAGAAGGAACGUACCGAACGGAUUAAGCACUUGUUGGAACGUCAGGACAGAGAAAUGAAUGCUUUUGACACAGAAAGUAGAAGCCUCGGCUUUGGAAGCCUGGGAUCUAUAGACUUCCCCAAAGAAGACAACAGAUGAAAGUGGAUUUAUCUCUAAAGGACAACAUAUCCGUGCCCUUUUCACGUCCACUUGACCGUUUGUCCCACCCAGGGUGACAAAACUGGAUUACUUUUCAUUGCUCUUAGAUAUUGCAUCUUUGAAUUGGGGUGUUGCGUGCAAUGAGAGCCUCUUUUGUGAAACUUUAAAGGGGGGUGGGGGGGUAAAACAAAAGAAUCUACACAACAACGUGUCAAUAAAAGUCAAACCUAGUCAGUGUAACUCAAAAGCCUAUGUGUCUGAAAUAAAAGACUCUUUCCUCCAUGCCAUUUUCUCCUUUUGGUAUGAAUUGAAUAAAUCAGGAAAUUUUAGUAAAAUGGGCACUUUGGUAUGUUUAAGUAGAAACCCAUCUUGUUCAUAUGAGGCUUAAUGUGUGUUACAUGGAGGGACAUUGUGGAAUGUGAGCUACGGAUUCCCCCGUGGUGUUAAGCUGCUUUGUUUCGGUUUUGUUUUGUUUUGUUUUUUACUAGUUUCAUUUUGUUCUCUUUAUUUUAUUCUCUGAAUGUGAAUAUUACUGUAUGGGGUCACUGGAUAGUCAGAGUUUUUUAUUUUCCAGUCAUACUUCCAUUUUGUGCUUAUGCAUACAGUAUACUGUGGACCCUCACUUUUCUAGGCAGUUCUGAUCUUUUCUUUCAUUUGAUAUGUAGACUCGAUUGGCAUAAGCUUGAUCAGCCCAUUUAUCUUAUCACAACUCAAGAUCCCACUUGGUAAAACUGCUUAUUAUUGCAUGCACUUUAAGGACAAAUUCAGGUUGUGAAGUGAAGCAUGAAUCUGUCAGAGAUUUUAGCUGUUUGUAAAUAAAAGUGGUCAUAGCAUUUUUUUAGGCCUAUGGAUACUGGACAUAAGCGCCAUAUUUGAUAUGAUAAUUUUCACAAAUGCCUUUAUUUAAGUUGUGCCUGAAGCAGAUUUUAGUUACGUGUUUGUUAUAUCUAUAUUUUACCUACUGAGGCCGGCACCAUUUUUGUUUUUGAGUUCAUCUAAACUUGUGAAUCAUUUAAUGUUCACUAAUCAAAGUUCUUGUAAAGGAAAAUGGUGAGAAUUGUGCUGUAUAAUUUUUGAUAUCAAUAUUUGUACAUGAGAACAUAGCUAGAAUAUACAGAGACACUCGUCUGUUACUGAUACCAGAGUCUAAUGAUAAAGAUUUUGCUUCGUUUUCUUUCGUUUUAUAAUAUAGAGAAAUGGUCAUACAAUAGCUCAAUAUAUUGCUAAGUCAAAUCACUAGACUUUGAGAUUGUAAAGAUGGAGGUGAAUGGAACCACAGACUUCAUAUAUCAGUAUCAGCGACGCCACAACAGCAGACAACAGCAUGUGGGUCUGGAUUGCAUUCUCCUUAUUACUGUCUAAUGAUAAGAUUUACAUCUUUUUUUGCCAUCUUUGUUAUGGUCAUUGAACAGGUUGCACAAUUAUUCCAUUUCUACUGAAUGGAAGGGUAAUUGUUUGGUGCUUAAUUUCUAAUGCCACUUUUAGCCUUGUGGGUUUUGUCUCGGAGAGACGAUUGAUUUUUACAAAAUGUAAAGCAUUUUGAACCCCACCCCCGCCCCCACUCUGAGUCAAAACACUACUAUGUUUUUCAAACACUCAUGACAUAUUUAGAGUACCCCAUGCAGUGAAACCCUCUUAAAAGAAAAUUAAGUAUAUGUAUGGAAAAAUAAAUGCUAUUUUAUCAUGGGACAGUUUUUGGAACAUUGUUUAAUGUGGUGGUCUUGAAUGCAACCCUGUUACAUUUUUUCUUUUCUUUUCACGUCAGAGCCACAACUUGUAUUAAUGUUUGGUUAUGUUCCUCACAGGGCUGAACGCUAGAAGACGCGCCCCGGGGUACAGCAGACGAACGCGAUGGCAUUCAGCGUCGGAACGCAAUAGCACUUAAAUGCUCUUGUUUUACACCUAAAAUUCUGAAUUUGUUUUCUAAGGUCGAACGGCUCCACUAAGAUUUACAGUCUUUGACGUUUUCAUGAACUUUCUGAAAUUUGAUGACAGCAUUUCUCAUAUGCAGUAAGGCCUUUUGUCUUGGUCACGUGUAACUGAAAGCUUUGUGGACACAAUUUUUUUAAAAGUGCUGUUGGGGUGCUUGAAUAAGUUUGUUUGUGAGCUGCAAAACAAUUACAAUUUGUGUGACUUUUAUGUUACUAGAAAGAUGUAUUUAGUUAGAAUAAAGGGGACUUUCCUAAAGAACUUUAUUCACCAUUUCCUGUGCAGUUCAAAGACAAAAAUAAAAGAGAUUCUGUUGAAAACAAGGACUCUCAAUUAUCAUCCUG
Haplochromis burtoni (Burton's mouthbrooder) is the source of this 4477-nucleotide messenger RNA. RefSeq names its product TAO kinase 3b (gene taok3b). NCBI's taxonomy places the organism in Eukaryota, Metazoa, Chordata, Actinopteri, Cichliformes, Cichlidae. Gene Ontology annotation, biological process: execution phase of apoptosis. The coding region runs from base 888 to 2204 and encodes 438 amino acids. The transcript has 8 exons. The record is from RefSeq and is a predicted model, not a curated record.